Messenger RNA from Trifolium pratense (red clover), 1199 nucleotides. RefSeq names its product probable 6-phosphogluconolactonase 4, chloroplastic. Gene Ontology annotation, biological process: pentose-phosphate shunt; carbohydrate metabolic process. The record is from RefSeq and is a predicted model, not a curated record. The transcript has 3 exons. Gene Ontology annotation, molecular function: 6-phosphogluconolactonase activity. The coding region runs from base 44 to 1003 and encodes 319 amino acids. NCBI's taxonomy places the organism in Eukaryota, Viridiplantae, Streptophyta, Magnoliopsida, Fabales, Fabaceae.
AUACUUGCAUAGCAUACUCAAAUCUUAAUUAAGAUACCACAAAAUGGCCUUCUCAACAAUUUUGUCUAAUUCAUGUACUCUCCAAAGUAGUUUAUUUUGUGCACAAAAAUCAAAUCCACUAUCACUAAAGACAUCAAUUUUACCAAAUCAAGUUGGGAACAAAAUUGCUUUUCAACCUCUAAGGUAUAAUAAAGUGGUUUCACCAAAUAGACGUGCUGGAAAAAUUGAGGCAUCACUUAAGUGGGAAAAGGGGUAUAAGAAUGUUGAAGUUUUUAGUAAGGAACAUCUUGCUGUGUCAUUGGCUUAUGAUGUUGCUCAACUUUCUAACAAAUAUACCAAAGAAAGAGGUGCUUUCACUGUUGCUUUGUCUGGUGGAUCAUUGAUCAAGUACCUUAGGAAAUUGGUUGAAUCUCCAUAUGCUGAAACCAUAGAUUGGGCAAAAUGGCAUGUUUUCUGGGUUGAUGAGAGAGUCGUCCCAAAGGAUCAUUUAGAAAGUAACUAUAAGCUUGCCAGUGAUGGAUUUCUCUCCAAGGUUCCAAUUCCUAAUCUCAAUGUUUAUUCUAUUGAUGAUUCCCUACCACCUGAUGGAGCAGCUGAUGUUUAUGAAACAACCCUAAGACGCUUGGUUACAAGCAAUGUGAUAGCAUCAACCAAUGGAUUACCAAAAUUUGAUCUCAUGCUCCUAGGUAUGGGUCCAGAUGGACAUGUUGCAUCUUUAUUCCCAGGGCAUCCUCUUCUCAAUGAGGAUAAAAAAUGGGUUACUUUCCUCAAUGACUCACCAAAACCACCACCAGAGAGAAUCACUUUCACAUUUCCUGUGAUCAACGCUUCUUCCAAUGUCGCAAUGGUUGUUACCGGUGCAGGUAAAUCGACUGCAGUUUACACUGCACUUGAGGAUGAUAAGAAAACUGUUGUGUUGCCUGUUGAAAAGGUUUCACCUAUUGAAGGGGAAUUGAAAUGGUACUUGGACAAAGGUGCUGCUUCAAAAUUGUUUAAGGAGUAGAUGCAUGUGAUUAUACAUAUGCAAAUAAUAAUUAAUAUGCUUUAUUUAUUUUAAGAUGCUUUUUGAACCAAUUAUGCAGGCUUUCUUGAUCUUUGGAAAAACAUAUAGAGAUGUAUUGUGUUAUGUCCUUGAAAACUUAAUGAUGGCAUUAUUGAAUAUUUAUUAGUCAAUAAUAAAAUGAUUUGUUCUUUCUGUU